Marasmius oreades (fairy-ring Marasmius) is the source of this 2236-nucleotide messenger RNA. RefSeq lists its product as uncharacterized. The transcript has 7 exons. Gene Ontology annotation, molecular function: hydrolase activity. The record is from RefSeq and is a predicted model, not a curated record. Lineage: Eukaryota; Fungi; Basidiomycota; Agaricomycetes; Agaricales; Marasmiaceae. Bases 490 to 1407 code for a protein of 305 amino acids.
UCCUCUUUCCACGUGAUUGCUUUGCUGGUCCACGGACAUAUUCUACUUUCUACCCAGGGACGUCCACGUCCCGAGAGUCCCAAAUAUCAGCAUUUUCAACAUCACCGAAGAUCGCUGUUGAGCUGCAUCGAGGAGCUUAUGAGAGUUAUUUCGGUGAACCACGGUCCACGGUACCACCCAUGAUCUGACAACUCUCAUGGUUUUGCCCGUGAUAACGGUUGUUUGCGUCAACUGGUAUAGUGGUACCGAAUAGCAGUUCGCAAAGCCGUCUCUCUCCUCUUUCAUGCAGGACAAGUCCACCAUGGUGCCUUCAAUAACCCUCUUCGAAAAGCUCGCAUUGCUCGAAGGUUUUGCAACUUCCUUUGGUACUCCUCUACACCCUUGCUAUUUCCUCAUUUUCGGACGCGCUGAAGAAAAAGAAGCUCAGACGGCUGCUUUUUGAGGCUUACCUUCAUUACAUUACCCGGACGGCUACGGUUAGCAGGUUCAAUGGGUACUGGGUCGACAACAAGAAUCUACAGGAGUUGGACAAGACAAUGGAGGGUUGAGCCGUUGUUGGAGGAGGUCUCGCAGUCAGGAAGAAAGCUGAUGUGGAUUGGGAAUAAGAAUGCCGAGAAGGUUGUGUUCUAUGUUCAUGGCGGAGGCUUCAUGUUACCCAUCUCAGAUUAUAUGCUCAUCUUUGGCUGUUUGUUCAACGCGAAUACGCCAGAAGAACGGGAGGAAAAGAGCUUGCCAUCGUCGCAAUGGAGUAUUCUAUCUACCCUCGUACCUUCCCAACGCAACUCACGGAAAUCGCCCUUGCACUAUCAUAUCUUGAACACUUCCUGCAUCUCACCUUCCAAACUACACGUUGCAGGCGACUCUGCCGGUGCCAACCUCGUUCUCCAACUGAUCAGCAACACUCUUCCGGUAGACGAAGUACCUCCUUCACCCCUCACUCCCGCUCAGCCCGUCUCUGGCAUUCUCCUCAUCUCACCAUGGUUGUCUCUAGACCAACCAACUCCAUCUUACACCCAAAAUGACGCCACAGACUUCCUUGCCCCUGCUACUCUGACGGGGUAUGGGGUGAAAUAUCUCGCGGGUGUUCGAGAUAGUCACGUACCGUACGUGAAAGUUCUCUCAGCAGGAAAACAGUGGUUUGAUGGUAUAGACGAGUUGACGGAUCGAAUUCUCGUCACUGUCGGUGGUGCGGAGUGUUUGUUGGAUGAUGGAAUUGGGGUGUACGACGAAAUCAAAGCUUCUGUUUUGAGAGGGGAAAGAAGAGUGGAUGUUGAGGUGGACGUAGAGGAUGGUGGGGUACAUGAGGAUAUGAUGGUAGAUUGCGGGGCUUUUGGCAAGAACUUGACAGCGGUCGGGGAGAAGAUUGUUGUGUGGUUGAUGGGGAGUAGGGGGUAUGGGGUUCUCUAGAGCACCCUGUAGUAGCAUUUCUCGGUAACAACCCCGAACAUCAACCGUCAAGCCUUUCUCUUUCAGGUGGUCUAAAGAGGAGUGACCCGGAGAAACAAGAAAGACGAAUCGUCCGGAUCAGUGGCCCAACGCAAGCGUUUCAAAGCGGCCAGCGGGUGCUUAUCGAGUUCAUAGAUUUCAAAACGCUCGGGAAACUUGAGCUCGAGGAUGUCUAAUCGGGGGAGUAGAGCCUCGUCGCCUCUGUUCAUGAUAUGUGGUAAAACAACGUCCUGAAAUUGAAGGGGACCGUGGACUCGGACUCACAGGCAGAAAUGGCGGACUGUAGGAACAGCCUUCAGAAGUUUGAAUAUAUCUUCUAUUUCCCGGGUGUAUCCUGAAAUUUCGAGACUCUGGAGGGUGCAGGGUGAGUGGCAGAGAGCUUCUGCGAAUAUGUGGAAAGGUGCGGGUAAAAAUGGAAAUUCGGUGGUUAUCGAAAGGUUUUCGAGGGAGGGGAAGGACAGGUGGUUGAUCCGUCGAAAUGACGAAACGGGUUGCUCGAGAGUAGGAUGAUCCGGUGAACGCAUGUAGAUCUUUAUGGCGAGCGUUCGCAAUUUAGGGAGGCAGAUAGUGUCUUCGGUGGAUCGUCCACAAUUUACAGCUUCGAUGGCGUCGCUGACCAGCUCCAGACGAAGCCAUUCCAGGUUCGGUGCAAUAUUAUUCAAGGUGCGGUAGUGGAGCCCUCGAAUUUCGUGAUUUGUGUCCACAAAAAUGGACGCCUGGGCUUUUGGAGAAGAAUGGGAAGUCAAGGACAGGAUAUCAAACGGAUCUGGGGAGCUUCUCUGAACGCCCC